GUUACGGUUAGAUCGUCGGUAGAGACCGCGGCACAGUCGACGAUGAGAGCUCGUGGCUUUUUUCUCUUGCACAUGCUGCUCAUCGGUAUCUUCUUCCUCGUGUCGGAAGCGAGGCUUGGACAACGUGCAGCCGCUGCUGACGACGACGACGACGACGACGACGACGACGAUGACGAGGACGAGGACGACGACGACGACGAUGGACAGAGCUACCAGACUGGGCCAGAGGUGGACGACGAUGGAAGGAUCUACAAGAACCCGCGUAAUUCACCGUCGGCUAUGUGCCCGAGGGACGAGGGACAGGCGGAAUUGCUCGGGCAAAAGUGUCUGAGAAAGUGCUCCACCGACGAAGAUUGCAAGAGCAAGAAGAAGAAGUGCAGAUGCGACGGUAUUUGCGGGAUGUCGUGUAUCAAGCCGGAGAGAGAGUGUCCAGCGUUGAGCGAGAUACAGCACGCUGUGAUGACCGUUACGGGGAGACUUUUCGGCGAUAGGGCGCAUUACACUUGCGAUCCUGAUUACUUCACCGUCGGUCUCACCGAGAGAACGUGCAGAGCCGACGGCCAAUGGACCGGCACGACGCCGUCCUGCAAGAAAGACAGGACAUCGUUCUGCUCGCAGCCGCCUAAGGUGAAAAACGCGCGGCACAACGGACUCGUCGAACAGACGACCUUCGACCUGGACAGCGUCGUCAAGUAUUUCUGCAACCAUGGUUACGUGACCAACGGUGUCAGCGCGGCGAGAUGUCUGUUGAUGGAGAAUAUCGCUAGCUGGUUCGGGCCUGAUAUCAACUGUGAGCCGCGAAAGUGUGGACCCCCCGCGGAUAUCGCGAAUGGAUCGCACACCGGCGAGUGUUACACGUACGACUGCCGCGUGUCGUAUCACUGUGCAAGCGGCUACGAAUUAGUGGGCAAAGCGGAGAAGCUGUGCCUCGCGGACGGCACAUGGACACCCGAAGAAUCGCCACAAUGCGUUCAAGUUACAACGGUGCAAUGCCCGAAACCGGAGAAUCCAGUGAACGGGACAGCGGUGUACACCUCGUAUGCAUACAAUUCGAUCGUGUCGUAUGAGUGCAAUCACGGAUACACGGUGGUUGGCGUGGCGACCAGACGCUGCGGGGCAGAUAGAAAAUGGACCGGAAAGACACCUACCUGCCAGGAGAUUAAUUGCGGUUCACCUGGUAUUCUAUACAACGGUUGGAUUGAGAAUAUCGAGGCGGGUACCGGUCUCGGCGCGAGCAUAAUUUUCCGCUGCAGCGACAACAAGAAGCUCGAGGGAAAUACCUCGUCGGUCUGUCAGAUCGACGGGAAAUGGCGUUAUCCGUUGCCGCAGUGUCUCUCCCAGUGCGUGGUCCCACACAUAGAGAACGGCAACAUCACCGUGGCCAGCCACGACAACAAGGACCACUUCAGCAACGUGACCAUGGUCGAGCACGGCGAGAAAUUGCUGGUUUUCUGCGAGGAGGAUUACGAAUUCGCAGCGAACAGCACACCGGUCGUUUGCAACAACGGCACCUGGUCCAUAGUGCCUAGUUGCUCGCCCGCUAGGUGCAAGCUGAUGCCGAAACCGCCGAAAAACGGGAUGGUGAUCGCUCCGAAGACCGAUCACGGCAUGAAGGCGAUUUUCAAGUGCAAGGAUGGCUUCGAACUCGUAGGCGGUGGACCUAUGAACGCCUCGAAGUCUGUCGAGUGUCAAUACGGCAACUGGAUAGGGGACAUUCCUUACUGCAACCAAGUGUUCUGCCCGUUCCCCGGUUUCAUCGAGAACGGGAAGGUGUUUCUCAUGGGAAACAUGGGCGUCUACGAUUACAGAUCGUACGUGAGGAAGGUUGUGAACAACAAGCAGAUUAUGUACGAUUGCAACAAGGGAUACGUGUUGGACGACGGACCAACUGGAGCUACUUGCAUCGGGGGGAACUGGAGUCCUAAGGAACUGCCUAAGUGCAUCCCUGGACAGCAUCCCAGGCUCAGAUGGAGCAGACGACGAAGAUCUGUCAACGAGGAGGAUCUUACCAUGAACUACAGAAAAUUCAUCGAGUUCUUCCGCAAGAUCGGCAAGAAGCUCCUUCACCUGGAGAUAAACAAGAGCAAGGAGCACACGAAGCACAAGCUCGAAGGGAAGAACUCCAACUCGAGCCGCCACGACAACAACACGGAAACCUUGUCCUGGAAGAAGCACCUGGGCCACGGAAACAGAUCCCGCCUCCGCGAGGAGAAGAUGAUCGAUUUCCUAAAAAUCGUCUACCGUAAGCUGCAACGAAUCGACGCGAGGCAGUCGAACAAUUCCACGAACGGCAGCAUGCACGACCUCUUGAACGCGAUGAGCAAGAACUUCUUCCACGUGGACCUGUCCGAGUCGAGGAAGAACAACUCCGGCAGAAGUCGAUCCGAGUUCGAGAUCCGCAAUCAGAGAGAGUUCAUCAAGCUGAAGCGAGAAUUCGAGCGAAUCAUGCGAUUCUACAACAAAUCGAUGCGCUGGAACGAGAAGCAGAAUCGUAAAGACUCGAAGAAGAAGGGCCAGUCUCACAGCGAGAAGGGGAAGAAAUCGAAGGACAAGAAGAAACAUCGAAAGAACUACUACAAAGGAUUCUACGAGUUCGUGAACAGUUACGUGACGGAGAAACUCUCGAUGCUGGAGGCAAGAAACGCCACCGAGGAGCUGAUGAAGAACAUGAAGAUCGACAAGUUCACGGUGAGAAACGGCACCACGUUCACCGUGGGCGAGAUGUACGCGUUCUUCAAACAUAUCAUAGAGGCGAAGCUGAACAGCACCGAGGACACCACGCUGCCAGAAUCGUCGACAACCGUGCAUCCCUCCACCACGACGAUCUCAACGACCACCACCAGCAGCAGCAACAACGGUACGACAACGUCGACGGGCACGAGUAGCACGACCACGACUCCAGCAACGCCCAGAGAGAUCGAGUCCCACGAGAACCGAUCCUCGACAGUGUCCAGCAACGACUCUUCCGUGCUGGACAACGAGAUUCCUGCCAAAGAAGAUGUACCGAAGCACCGCAGCAAACGGAUAAGAAACGCGUCCGAGGACAGCGGUCCCCCCCGUUCGAAGAGAAGAUUGCUGGCUCUGAAGUUGGUGAACAAGAUGAACAUACAGAACAUGAAGAUGUCGAGGAUACUGACCACGCCGGAUUACCGUCGUGGCGCGAAGAGCAAAAGGGCGAAGAGGUCGAGCAGCUACGACGACGAGAGCACGAGGCUGUUCACGUUCAAGGAGCUCGAGGCGCAGCAACAGAGCCGCUCGAAACGAUUCCUCCCCCUGUCCGAGCUGGACAAUCAAAUUGUCCUGAAGAACUUGUAUCUGCACGCGUACGAGGACGAGUAUCGGGCGAACGUGAAACGGUCGAUCGUCGAGGGGAACCAGACGAACGAUCAGCAACCGGCCGCUGUCUACAGGAGGCGCAAAGGCAACCUGGACGCGUACGAGAUCAAGUGAACA
Habropoda laboriosa is the source of this 3453-nucleotide messenger RNA. RefSeq lists its product as uncharacterized. The record is from RefSeq and is a predicted model, not a curated record. The transcript has 5 exons. NCBI's taxonomy places the organism in Eukaryota, Metazoa, Arthropoda, Insecta, Hymenoptera, Apidae. Bases 43 to 3450 code for a protein of 1135 amino acids. Gene Ontology annotation, cellular component: extracellular region. Gene Ontology annotation, molecular function: peptidase inhibitor activity.